This is a messenger RNA of Mytilus trossulus (common blue mussel), 3825 nucleotides long. RefSeq lists its product as uncharacterized. NCBI's taxonomy places the organism in Eukaryota, Metazoa, Mollusca, Bivalvia, Mytilida, Mytilidae. Bases 1 to 3825 code for a protein of 1274 amino acids. The record is from RefSeq and is a predicted model, not a curated record. Gene Ontology annotation, molecular function: protein binding. The transcript is spliced from 15 exons. Gene Ontology annotation, biological process: regulation of apoptotic process; signal transduction.
AUGGUAAAUUUACAAACCACUGAUGGUCACAUCAUUAAUGAUGACAUGGUAAAUCUGCAAACCACUGAUGGUCACACCAUUAAAGAUGACAUGGUAAAUCUGCAAACCACUGAUGGUCACAUCAUUAAUGAUGACAUGCAUGGAUACACAUCAUUAAUAAUAGCUGCCGUCGGAGGACACCUGGAUAUUGUAUGUUACCUUGCCAGCAUUGGAUGUAAUAUACUCGCCAAAUCCAAGAAAGGAUCAACAGCAUUACAUUGGGCUGCUCAGAUUGGACAUCUUCAUGUCACCAAAUGGUUAGUUGAGGAAGGAGGAAUCAGUACACUGGAUAAAACAGAUGAGGGUCUCACUCCAUAUAUUCUGGCUGCAAAUAAAGACAACUACAAGUAUUCAUCUAAGCAGAAAAAAGGAAAGAAAGAAGUAAUGAAAUUUCUCAAGACUGUCAUGGCCAAGGAAGAACAAGAAUUGGCAACAAAAGUCUUCCAUCAGAAAGGUCUUACACAAGUUAUUAAAGGGCCCAACAAAGAAAUACAGAUAUUUUCUGACAUGGAAUUUCAAGGUCUGUUAAGCAGCGGAUCAUACAAAUGUUACUGGAACCGUGUUUUUCUUACCGGUCCAUUUGGUGUUGGCAAGACAUGCUUAGCCAAAAUUCUAGUGGGAGAUGAGGCUCCAGAGCAGCGAGAGUCAACAGAUGGUAUAUGGAUUUACCUCGGCAGAGCUGGAAUGAAUAUAAAGGAACGUUGUUGGGUUUUCUUGGAAAAGGGGACUAUCUUGAAUGCAACAGUGCAAAGUUUACUACGAAGUAAAGAAAUGGCAAUUCUAGGUGUUGUAAAGUCUAUCGAGGAAGUGGCAGAUUCUGAUGAUGCUAAACAUAGGGAGGAAAUCAAAAACAAAGGUUCUGUAUCUUCCAGUCUAGGGGCUGCAAAACGUAUAGAUGAAAUGCCUGAUCGAAGUGCUGUUAAGUCUAAUAUCAGUACUCCAGGUGUUCACACGAUAACGUCAAAGUUGAAAGCUUUCUUCAGUCUCCCAAGUCGAAAACAGAAAGGAUUCAAAGGUCAAAAUGUUGCUCAUCUUAAAUCUUCAAAUGAUGAAAGUGCUCUGAUGCAUGGAGCUACUAGAGAUGAUAGUGCUGGGAGAGGGGGAGACUCGGAAGAUAUAUUGACUGCCAAUGACAUGUCAGAGGAUGAAAUUAUCAAACUAAUUCGAUCUGAAUGUAAUAAAGGCAAUUACGAAAUGAUAAUUGUCCCCAUUGAUUUAUGGGACUUUGGCGGUCAAAAGAUAUAUCACUUGACACACCAGCUCUUUAUAUCUAGCAGAGGCACUUUUGUAUUAAUCUUCAAUGGUAGUAAAGGUAUCCAUGACGACACACCUGAUUACAUAGACUUACCAGGCUGUAAUAAUCAACGGAAUACUGCAGUCUAUCUUGUCCAUUGGGUUAACUCAGUCCUUACAUAUUGUAAGACUUCGGCUGAAAAUGGAGGAUACCCAAAAAUCAAAUUUGUUGCAACACACAAAGAUCAAGUUAAAGGUGAUAUUGAGGAACAGAGACGAAUCUUAGUAACCUCAAUUGAAAAACUCUUUGAAAAUCAUGGAGGAAAACAACAUCUUCAAUAUGAACCACUUAUUUUUGUGGAUGCAAGAAACAAAGAGGACGAAGAAUUAGACACAUUGAAGAAACAGUUGGUGGAAGUUGCAUUAGACCAUCCUAGUUGCGGAGAAUUAAUGCCAACCAAGUUUGUACCCCUUGAACUUCAAUUAGCCAAAAAAGCAGAGGAAAAAAAGAAAGUACUAUCCAUUGGUGAACUGAAUGCCCUUAACCAGCAGAAUGAAAAACAUGCAUUAACCCCUGAUCAGCUACAAAAGUUUCUGAAGGUUAAUCAUGCCCUUGGAAAACUGAUCUACUUCGAUGAAGCUUGCUUGAGAGAUAACGUUAUCAUAGAUCCAGUGUUUUUGGUAGACGUGCUACGUUCCAUCGUUACUGAUGAACAAUUUUGGCCAGAACAUCUCACUGAGGUACUUGGAGAACUUAAAGAAAGUGGAAAAUUGCUGAAAAAGGAUUUACACGAAAUAUGGAAACAAGACUGUUUCAAAGAGAUCUCAGAGCAUAAAGAAUAUAUGGUAGAAAUGUUAGUACAUUUGGACAUAAUUUGUCGACAGAAAGACAAUGAAUAUGAAUCAGAAUUGUUCUUAGUUCCAUGCAUGAUUGGAACCAAAAGAGAAGACAACCCACAAAUAGAUUUUGACAGAAGCAUACAUCUUGCUUAUAGGUUUAAGGAGGAAGUUGUGCCACCUGCUAUCCUUUACCGGUUCAUUGCGACUUUCAUAUCAAUGUGGAAGCUUCGAGUCAGCUCUAAAUCCAGUCGUCUGAUGAUCUUUUCAGACAGUGCUGAUGUUACAAUUGAUGCUGAACACGAUAUGAGAAUUGACAUUCAGGGAAACAGAAUCAUAGUUUCUCUUUCUCACAAAGAAAGCCAAAUUUCCAUUGUACCUACAAUUGCAUCAACAGCUCAGGAAUGCCUCACACAUGCCAUUACACGCAUUUCCAAUUUCUAUUUCUCAGUUUCAGAAGAUUCUGGUUGUACUAGAGAUUUACCUUUUACCAUUCAAAUUGGUAUAGUUUGUGGGUCAGAUCUAUGCUUUUUUGACCACAUGUUGAGAUCUAAGGAGGAAUGGACAUGUCCCGAUCACAAUAGUAUACACAAGACUAAUAGUGUGUCCAGAUGGUUUGCAGACAAGUUACCUACGGAGGGUGACAGAUGUCCAGAAGAUUGUCCUGGUCUAGAUAUGGCAUGGUUAGACAGCAAUCCAGAUGAUAGACAUUUGGGACGCUUAGCGGCUGAAAUGACAAUGGAAGAAAUACGAAAAAUAUACAUGCACCUAAAGGGAAAGAAACCUGCUAGGUCUUGGGAAAUAAUUAACGAGUCAAUCAACAAAGAGCUUUUUGAUAUCAAAGUCAAAGCUUUGCAUGAUUGGAAGAAGAGCACGGUACAUGCGUCAUUCCAGCACCUUCAGCAAAGUAUGAAAGAGGAAGAUAUAGACUUACACAUAUUAUGCCAGAUUUCAAGAGAAUUCCAAAAAGAGUUUGACCAAUCAAAGGAGAAGUUACUCAUCAGACCAUCAAGUACCAUUACAAAACUACUACCUGACCAUAUUGGAAUUCAAACAUUCCAGCUUGGAAUAGAACUUGGGCUAUCAGUUGUUGACAUGCAACACAUUGCAAUGAAUCACGUGACAAAUCUUCGUGGUCAAACAGAGGAGGUUCUGAACAAAUGGAGGACACUUCCCGGAGCUACAUAUGAAGUUUUAGUCAAUGCUCUCCAUCGGCUUGAUUUAUCUAGUGUAUUAUCAUACAUAACAUAUGAAGAAGCAUUAGAAGAAAUAUUUAAAGUAGGAUUAGAAAGAAAGGUGGAAGUAGGUUUAGAGGAACAAAUAGAAGUAGAAUUAGAGGACUUAGUAGAAGUAGAAUUUGAGGAACAAAUAGAAAUAGGAUUAGGAGAACAGGUUAAAGAGAGGAUUAUACAAGAUAUCGAAAUAAGUCAGAUUUUAGAUUAUAUGAUAACACAUUUAGUGAUAUCAUCUGAUGAUAGACGUCGUAUUGAGCAGCAUGCUGGACAAGACGAUCAAAAUAAAGCCUUGCUUGAAGUAGUGAAGAAAAGGGGAGAGUUUACUUAUACAGUGUUUGUUGAUGCACUACGGAAAAGUGGAUACACUGAUUUAGCAGAUGAAUUGAAACGCGAUUCACACGAAGAGGGCUCAAAUGAAUCAUUAGAACCACCUCCAAAUGAAGGUAUGAACUGUCUUUUUGUAAUGAAAAUGUACAAAUAA